GACAUUAUUUUUAAUAUCAGUGUCGCAAAUUAAUUUAAGUUAUCCAAAAAGUGUUUUAUAGGAAAACAGCAUUUUUUAAACGCAACAUGUGUAUGUAGCUUUCAUUGCUAGUUAGCAUGGCGAACAUGGAAUUGCUUCGCGUAAAUCGAGCUAGAAUAAAUGCAUAAGGUUCCGAUUUGUUCGAUACAGUGAGUUUAACGAUAGCCACCUGACACAUUAGUUUAUACUGAACAGUGUACGACGUGUGUGUGUGUUGCAAGACAUCAGUAGCACGUUAACCUGCUUGAGUUGGUGAUGUCAGUGGCUGUGCUAAUGCUUUUACAUCUUAAAGUUGGCAAAGCAAUUUAAACACAACCACGCACAAUCCUACAGUCUCUUUAUAGCGUUUACAAGACAAUAAUACGAUUUUGCAGAGAGUGACUUGAGUUUGAAAACCUGGUGAGGUGAAUGCUUAAACACUGACAGCAUUUUUGGACGUCAUACCUUAAUCGUUAGUGGUGUAGGACAACACAUUUGUUUGAAGGUUUUGAAACAUCAGCCAACAUGUGGCAGUCAUGUGCAGAAUUCCAGUCAAGCUUAUGUUUUUAAGACCAAAGUCAAUACACUACACAAAGGCAGGCUGCUGGACAUCUAAUAAUCAUUACAGCGAAAGGGCAAAGCCAAAACACUGAGUUAAAUGAUAACUAUUAUAUGUGUGUAAGCAAAAUUGUUUGACUGCUAAAAUGAACAUCAAAUCAAUUUUGAUCUUUUUACUUCAUGCACAUUUCAUUUAUUGUGAAUGAUUCCUCAGUCCAAGUUAUAAUUUUAAUUUAAAUGUAUACAAUACCCCUCCCCUUUAACCACCUGUCAUGUCAUGUGAAACUAUCCGGAUAGAAUCGUGACUUCAAUUUCAUGUGAAUUCAUGUAAAUUGAGACAUCUCUCAUUGUCAAAGCAUCUCAGUUUACCAUUAUUCAUCCUAAAGCUAAAAUCUGUAACUUGUUUGGUUCACAACAGCAACUUUAUAACAAUGAUUUAGAUUUGCAUAUGGUUUGUUAGUUUGACGUCCUAAUGUAGCUGAGGCAAUGUUUCAGAUUUCUGCUCUAUUUUAUGUGUUUACAAUGAUUGUAUGCAUGUACAGUUGCAGUACAUAUGCUGACAUUGUUUACCAGCAAAAGCCUUACAAAGAGCUUAUUAAAAGUCUAAAGGAGUUAAAACGGUGGCAGAAAUUCCUCCUCUAUACUAAAGAAAAUGGCCCUGAUGUUAUUGUGGCGACAUACAGACCACUUCGGAUGAUGUAAACAUAAUUACACGGUAGCACAAAAAAACUUCCUGUUUCAGUUUUUUAACACUACAAAAACAAUUGAACAAAAUACAACCACCAGAACAAUUAUAACCGAAGUAAAAUGUUAAACAAAUUUAAGAAUAUUUAAGAUUUAAAGGAGCAAUGUGGAGAUUUUUGCGUUAUCUAGUGGUGAGGUUGUGAAUUGCAACCAAUGGCUCACUCUACCCCUCCCUUUUGAACUAAACACAUAGAACUAAGAUGUCGUCGCAUUUGCCGAAGGAGAUAAUGUAUUUACGAAACGCGAUCUGUAGAGGUAAUAAAAUAAAAACAUUAUGCUUCAUUAUGUAAGGUCUUUUUACACCUAGGAUCACAUAGUUAUGUACACAAGGCUGUAUGUUACCUUUUUUUGCUCAUUGAACUGGUGCUACAGAGGUUAAAAGUUUUGUACCAAAGGACAAAUAGUUGUAGUAGAGGUAUAAAAAGUGCAGUUCAUCACAUAAAUAGGCAGGUAAAUGACAAAGGACAUAAAUGUUACAUACAGAUAUAUGGCCUUAUCAUUGUUAGUUUUUCCAAAUUCCUUCUUCCUUUUUAAUUGUUCCGAGUUCUGUGUUUAUGACAGUUUAUACAUUUUCAAGUAAUCAUUUUUUUCAUCUGGUUCAAAUUAAGUGGAUUUUUAUUUUGUUGUGUUGUCGCAAAGACGCUUCAAUUUGUGUUUGAGGCAGAUUCCCUCGAACAGUCAGAGCAUGCCAAACAGCUAUAUCGCCAUCUGAAGGGUUCUUUGGGGAGGGGACACGGACACCACACAAAACCUCACUCCAAAUAAAGAGAAAAUUACGUUGAUUUUAUUCUUUCUUUUUUCCAAGUGAAUUUUAAACGGACACAUUUAGAGAUACAAUUGCGUUUUUCCCUCUAGAGAUUUUUCCCAUUAAGAGCUUUACCCUUCUAAGGUAGCUUCUGAUCGGAACGCAGGGAGUGAUCGUUCGUAAAAUAAACUUAAAACAACUCUAUGGAUGAAGUUUGUCUGUUUCUGUCCUUGUAUAUUGAGAUACAGACAAAUCCACGAGUGUUAUGCUUGUAACAUUUUAGACACGCAGAACAAGCAGAGGACAUAUUUAAAUAGUAGAAUCCUGCUUAACUUGUGUGAUUCCUUCCAUGUUUUCCCACAUCGUGCAGGGCUCUAGAUAAAUGGACUUGGUCCAACUGGGAAAACAAGUUUUAAUCGCAGAAAUACAAAAAAAAAUAGUGGUGCGCCAUUACUUAACCUCACACACAAACAACGACAAACGCACUUCACACAAACAUGCAGCUCUGUCUAAAGGCUAAGAUACACUACAAGACUUUUGCUCAGAUUUUCAGUCUGGACUUGUUGCAGAAAGUCUGUGCCAGUCUGCAGAUUUUAUCACUUGGUGUGUUUCUAUCUGAAAAUUUCAAAAAGUCUGCAAGUGAAUAUAUUUAUCGCACGCGUGCUACACUAUUACAUUUAUUCUUAGCACAGACCGAUUUUUUUCGUAGCAUGUGUGACACAUUUGUCGCAUUACAGUACAAUACAUAUACAGCCCUGGCCUAUAUAUUGAAUUUCUUUCAAAGGUUCCUAGUAAAUAUAUCUCACUGGACCUUUAAUUAUCUAUAUACGAUUUAAAAAUAAAAUAAAUAAAAAUAAACCCUGGAAGUGCCUCUGGAUCGGUGUUAACAUCUUGCGAUUUUUAUCUAGUGCCUGUACGCCUUUGCCGAUCCCGCUCCCCUAACAUAAUCUCCAACAAACACUUUCAUGUCUGCUCUCUAUCCCUGUCAAAUAAACGCAUAAAAGCCCCUAGAAUAUAGACCUAACAAAUGCUUUUCCUAUGUUCUGAAAUCAUGUUAUUUUUAGGACAUACUCUAUCUAAUAAAUUGCUAUUUUUGGUUAGUUUAAUUCUCUUUGAUUUGUGUUCCAAACCGCCCCAGAGAAGAGGUGUAUGGAGAACCAUCUUUUCCACGGUCUUGUCUGCUUGGGUGGUAUGGACCAAAGUCUGACUGGUGUCUUUCACACGUUUUCAAAUGAACUGCCCAAACAGAGCAAUCAAACCAUUGCCUGGAUUUGGCGGCCGGAAGGAAGGAACAGUGUGGCAUCCCUCUCCUCCUCUCAUGUCCCCUCCCUGUGCGUCCUUGCAUGUCAGUUGCCCCUCGUCACCCCCCCUGUGUCUCCCCCAGUCAGUCCUCCGUGUUCCUCCCCCUCAUGCUUGGGACAGACCAGCCGCCUCACUGUCAGACCAAUGACUGCCUGGAUCAUACUGCCUGUCAGCCUGGCUGCCUUCUCCAUCACUGGGAUAUGGAUAGUGUAUGCCAUGGCUGUAAUGAACCACCACGUCUGUCCUGUCGAAAACUGGUCUUACAACGUGACGUGCACAGAGGAAACGGCCAAGCCAGGCUUCCCGAAAACAUGCUGUACCAUUCAAGACAUCCCCCUCAUCAGUAAGUGCGGAUCUUACCCUCCGGAGAGCUGUCUGUUCAGUCUCAUCGGUAAUGUGGGAGCUUUCAUGGUGGGUUUGGUAUGUUUGCUUCGCUACGCUCAGGUCAUCGAGCACAGGAACCACUGCUGGCUCAACACCAGUGGACUCGUGUCUGGAUGCACCAAUGCUGUGGGACUGGUCAUGGUGGGCAACUUCCAGGUGGACCACGCCAAAACGCUUCACUACGUAGGUGCUGGCGCUGCCUUCCCAGCAGGCAUUGUGUUCGUGUUUUUGCAGUGCGUGUUGACGUAUCGGGUGGCUAUCUCUGCUCUGGACUACUGGAUGGCUUACGUGCGUGUGGCACUGGCUACCGGUGCUCUCAUCACACUGGUUCUUAGUGGAGUAUUCUUCAUCCACGAGAGCUUCGUGUUACAGCACGCAGCAGCCAUCUGUGAGUGGGUCUUCACUGUAGUCAUCCUUGUAUUCUACGGGACUUUCACCUACGAAUUUGGCACCGUCACUACCAACACCAUGUUGGCCGGCCUCCAGCGGAGCCUCUCUCAUGGGUCCGGAGUCCUCAUCGGAGACGAUGUCCAAGUAGGAGCCCGAGGAGGUGGUUCCACCAAAGGGUUAAAAUCCCCAGGAGGAAGCAGUACCUCCACCCAUCUGAACUGCACUCCUGAAAACAUAGCAAUGCUUUAAUUCUUUUAUUAUCACACACAUCAGCACACAUGGUCACGUCCUGCCGGGUGGAAAGCCUCACAGUGGUGCUCUGAGGCACACUUUAAGAUUAAAGUGAUCAAGGUUUAAGAGAACCGUCCAGUCAAAGUCAAUACAGAUUAAAAAUCAGUUGGGUUUACAGGUGUGGCUGUUUAUAUUGAUGUAAGAUUCGAGAUUUUAGGUUUGUCUGAUAGAUUUGUCUGCUUUUGUCCUUAUAAAGCUGUUUGGGGAUGAGAAGGACAGGAUAGUUAUUUUUUAAAGAUAGAAUGGGGGCCCUGGUCACAUUGUUUGUUUUGCCUAAGCUGUUGCACCUGGCAAUUAAAUAUAUUUUUUACGGUUACGUUUGCACAAAUGUUUCAGGGGUGUGUCUCGUUGAGCUAGCUACUGUUCGCCCAACUUUGCUGUUGCAAUGGAUUUACACGUAACACAGAUGUGACCCUGCCUGUGAAAACCAAGCUAAAGUUAAAACGUAUUGGCCCGGUUUCACAGACAAGGCUUAGUUCCAGACUAAAAUCAAUGUGUGACGUGUCUUAACUGAAUAUAACCUGCCCAGAAAUAUCUUUAAAAAUAUCAGUGCCAUUGUUUUGUUUCAAGAUACACACCGGUAAUGUAUUCUUCUAAGGCAUUUUUAUAAAAGCGACAUACAUAUCGUAAUUCAACUAAGGCAUAGUUCUGGCUUAAGUUAAACUGUGUUUCUUAAACCUGGCCGUUGUUUUCUACAUAAAAUCAUCCAACAUAAUGUAAAAUACAUUUAGUGAAAAUAUAAAGUAAUGUCAUGGCAUAUGGAAUUUAAAUUUUGAUGCUUUAAAUUAAAUAAUUAUGAGAUUUUAGUCUAAUUUUCACUGGCAGGGUCUUGAUUUAUAAAAUUUUCAUUGCAGACUAUCAGGAUUCAAGUAUUAUUUUUUGAAAUAGUGAAUGUCUAAAGUAUGGGGGAACUAUAUGAGAACCUUAUUUUGGAGUUAGAAACAAAAGAGAUUAGUUGAAAUCUCAUGAAAGCGUUACAUUUCUUUUAAACAUAAUAUAAUACAAAUACAAAAUUGUGUAUAGUACAUGUGGCCUUUUUAUUGUCAUGUUGGCUUGCUUUGUUCAUGUUUUGUUCAGUUUUUGUUUCUUGAUGAGGUGGGUCUUGUUUUCCCACUUUAAGAAAGGGGAAGUGAUGCAAGGUGACACCAGCUCAUACGUUUUAGAGUAAUUACAUUUAUACUUACUGUACCUUUAAUGCAGAUACAGGUAAAAGGUUUUCAUGUUUUCUUUCAAUUUUUAAAAAAAAUUCUCUGUCUAACGGGUCAUUAAAACCCGUUCGCAAAAUGCCACAUCCAGUCACCUAGUGACUUACUGCCUGCAUAUCUGUGCAUAUGUUUUGUGCAUCAUUGUGACCUAACUACAAAUGGUGUGGAACAAGUUAUAUUCUACAUAACAUGAGUUGACAUUUCAAAGUUUUUCGUAUUUUGUUGUUGCCAAAGGAUGCAUCUCCUUUAGUUUAAGGUACACUGAAUGCAUUUCAUUUUAUUACUUUUAUGUGUUGUAGGACACAUAGCCACAGAGAAAGCAGUGUCAUUUAGAAGGUUAUGCCAAUUCAGUACAGCAAUAUUACAUUUCAAAAUGGUUCGUGAAUUGGUGUCCAGGCUGGAACCUGGGAAACCAGAGUGGAACUUUUUGAGGGUUGAGUGGUUAUGGUGGCCUUAAUGUUACUGUGGUAUCUGUGUGGUGAUUUCAAUUCAGGCUGUCAAUCAGAGGCUCCCUUUUGCUUUUUCAUUAAUUGCUUGAAUUCUUGUGUCACACAGAAAUGUGCCAGUUAUUCUUUCUGUAUGUGUUUUUGUCCUUCAAUGGGUUUGUGGUGCCUCUCAGUUUCACGCCAUUGAGAACACUGUAAAUUUAGACAUUGUCUCUAGGCAUCAUACAGUAUGUGUUUAUAUUUGUUGUCACUAUUAUCGGAGAGCUAUUGAAGCAUUGUUAAUUGCUCUCAUGAAAAGAUGAUUCACGGGGUGCAUAGAUGAAAGUCUUGAUUAAAUCCAAUUGAUACUGAUCUCAUUGCUACCUCUACGGUUAUCAUUACAAUAUACCUAAGUCAACUCAAGCCAAACAUACAGUGAUAAUUGCAUAAUGGGUCAUAUUUGUUUUAAACAAGACAUGAACAUAGAAUUUUAAGGAAAAGUUGAAGUUUAAGCGUAUGAACCUAACAUUGAUGUUUUUUCUCAUUUAUUACCUGUUUUGUCACAUGCAAAAGCGCUGAUGUGAUAGAUUUCAACAAUUAUUAUAAAUUACAUGCAAUACCUAACAUUGCAUUUAAUGCAUAUUUUAUGAGGCUAAUAGGUCAAUUAUUUAUAGGUCACUUUAGAGAAAAGUAUGGUGUAAGGGUUGUAGAGUUAUACUUUUUUCCCCUGUUUAGUUUGGUCAAAAGCUGUACUGUCAGGUGGGAAAAUGGACUGAUAUUUUGUUUAACCUUUGAAAUGUAUGUAUACUUGUGAGACAAUGAUGUAAGAGCAUACUUAUUUGCAUCCUUUUUUUUUUUUACUUAUUUCCAUCCUUUUAUAUUGGGUUAAGGAUCCCGGCAUAAAUCAAGACUAUACUCUUAUGGAUAUUUUCAGACAGCUAAAACAGGCUUUGAGUUUUAAUGUUUCUUUUUGAUGUUCUGAAUUUAGCUGUUGUAUGGAUAGAAAUUUUUCUGAUGCCUUUAAAUGAUAUUGUUGAAUUUUUUUUUAUCAACACGUCUGUUGGGUAUGCAAUGAAGAUGUAAGGUUCAGGCUACAAAAUCAAAAGAAAACAAUACAAAGAAUAUUUUUAUUUUAUAAAUCACAUGUACUCAGAUUUACGUAUCAUUUCAAUGAUUUUUCUUUGACAAGAGAUUUAUAUGAAAUAACUACCAAAACAUCGAAUGAGAAAUAAACAAGUGUACAUGUA
Messenger RNA from Triplophysa dalaica, 7309 nucleotides. It is a transcript of the gene tmem150aa, whose product is annotated as transmembrane protein 150Aa. The record is from RefSeq and is a predicted model, not a curated record. The transcript has 8 exons. Gene Ontology annotation, biological process: protein localization to plasma membrane. Lineage: Eukaryota; Metazoa; Chordata; Actinopteri; Cypriniformes; Nemacheilidae. Bases 3215 to 4390 code for a protein of 391 amino acids.